Molecule: messenger RNA, 726 nt
Organism: Fraxinus pennsylvanica
Lineage: Eukaryota; Viridiplantae; Streptophyta; Magnoliopsida; Lamiales; Oleaceae
Source: the annotation of a GenBank genome assembly
AUGAUGAUUUUGGCCGGGGACGAGUUCAGUUUCGGGAACAAAUGGGGACUAAAUGGGACGGACAGGGAAGGGCCUGUACUAUCGAAGCUGGGCUCGACCUCCGAGCUUCGUCCUAAGCCUGACGCUGAGCCCAAGACAACAGCUAUGCCUCCGACUAGUGUGAUGACUCGGCUCAUAUUGAUUAUGGUGUGGCGGAAACUGAUUAGGAAUCCGAACACAUAUUCCAGUCUUAUUGGGCUCACAUGUUCUUUGGUCUCGUUCAAGUGGCAUGGUGAGAUGCCUACAAUAAUAGCCAAAUCGAUAGCUAUUUUGUCUGAUGCCGAUCUUGGAAUGGCAAUGGGUGCUGGCUCAGCCCAAAAUGAAGGGUGGAACUUCCGUUGUACCCGUGGGUCGGCUCCCGAAGGAAGUUGGGAUUAUCAGUGGGGCAUUGGCUUGGACUCCGGUGGCAACACUUUCAAUUUUGGAUCAGGAUCAAGUCAAGUAGGACAGCAUGGUGGUGGCGGUUUCGGUUAUAGUUGGGGUGGCUCUACUUCCGCUCGCUUCAGCAAUGCUUGUGGUAACUUUGUGUAUGGAGGAGGCGGAAGUAGGGGUGAAAGUGAAGGCGGAGGAGGGGGCGGGGGAGGAGGAAGGUCUCCCUCCGGUCGACCAACAUCGAUUUCCCCUCAAACCAGCAGCCUGGGUGUUAUUAAGAAACAUAAAGGAAUUUAUAUUACACUAGAGGCGUAG